AUGGCCCAUGAAAGCAGACUUAGAAAUCAAGUCGAGCUUUCAUCUACAGUAGAAGAUGAAGAAUCCAAUCUAAUUUCUGAACAACAUACGCAUUACGGUGCCACCACUGCCUCCUCCAUAUCCACAAAGCACUAUGAUGAGCUCCAACAGCCUGCAGGUUCUGAUGAUAGCAGUGAAGAAAUGAUUUCAAACGAAAAUGUAGCCAACAGAAAAAAAAAGCGACUCAAGAAACAUCAUCGAUCAAAAAGACCCAAGCUAGUAUCCACUUUAUCGCAUAUCGUUCGAAGUGCUCGACAAUCUGAGGAUGAAGAUGAUUCAAACGAUGUAAUCGAGAUACCAUCCACCGACCUUAUUAUACCCGAAUUAGACCCAAAUGCGGAUGAAGUCAGAGAGUAUGUGCCAUCCCCAUUAAAACCAGUGGAUAGUUGGACAUCAAGAAAGUACAAGGUGAAUCUAAGUAACAUAAGAGAGAAUUAUCGAGAUGCACGUAUUCGUGAUAGAAAUGGGAAUCUGCCCUUGACUGGUAUUGAGAAAGUGAAGAGUAUAUUCAAAUACGAUCGCUAUGUUUCUGAAGCAAAGAGAAUCUUGUUUGCCAAUCGUAGUAUCAUACUAUUUGUUUACAUUGAUUUGAUAGUAGAUGUGCUGCUGUGCUUGGCUUAUUUAGUGGAGAUGAAACAAGAGGCUGAUAUCAAUGCACAUCCGCCUUGGAUGUACAAGUGGAGAUCCUAUGACCUGUGGUUCUGUUGCACAUUACUGAGUUUAUGGAAUAUGGGUUCAUUUGUAAUGCGGAUCUUUUUGACUGGAAGACCCGUCUCUGUGAUGUUUAGUUUCAGGUCCUUGAUUGAGGUGUUUACGACAUACCCGUUCAUUAUAUCGCUUUUCAUUGAUAAUGGACAAUAUCUAUACGUGCCUUACUUCUUAAGAAGUUGGGUUUUACUAUUGCGAAUCAAGAGUGUGUUGAAAAUCAAAACCAAUCUGCUGAUGACAGAUAAGCCUGUGGACCCUCUGAAAUCAAAGUUAGUGCAUCUCGUGGGUACCUUGGUGGCAUUAUUGUACAAUGGCAUGUCUGCAUUUCAAUACUGUGAAGUGACAUUUGGUAACAUCAACUACUCGAUAUUGGAAUCACUGUACGUUGUCAUGGUUACAUUAUCAACUGUUGGUUAUGGAGAUAUUACGCCUCAUACUGAGGGCAGUAGAGUGGUGAUGAUGUUACUCAUUGUCAUUUCAUUGGCUGUGUUACCCAGCUUGCUUGCUGAUGCAUUAAACACGCUUCGUAAAAGAAACGAUUGGGGAGGAUACGUGUCUGAAUCACACAUGCCAUUCAUUCUGCUCGUUGGCGUCUUUCGACCUGAACAAGUAACUGAAAUUUUGGACGGAUUCUUGAAUACAGAAAACACAGAACCGCAUUUGAAUGUGGUAUUCUUGGACAUUAACAGGCCCAAUGAAGAACUCAAAUUCCUGGAAAGAAACUCCAUGUGGGGACAUCGCAUUCAAUUUAUCCAUGGAUCGGUACUAGACGAACAGACCCUGAAAAGAGUGCAAGCAAGAUCAGCAACCGCUAUCUUCACACUAUCAGAUCAACACGCAGCAGACCCUCACAAGGAAGAUGAGAGAAACACAGUUCGUUUAUGGUCUUUACAUUGUUACACUGUAAGCCAUAAUGUAAAUAUUUAUACCUACAACUUGUCUCCAUCUACUGCUAUCUAUCAAAAAAUGGCCAAAGAGAUCAUUUGUGUGCGUGAAUUCAAGCAGUACUUACUAGCCAUGAAUUGCAGAUGCAGAGGUGCUUCCACGCUACUGACAAACUUACUACAUCAAAGAAAGCCGAUGGAUCAGUAUCAUGAAUCUUGGCAAGCUCAAUAUGACGAUGGUUCUUGUAACGAAAUCUACAUGGACAGACCACCAGAAGCGCUUAUCAACUUGACCUUUAAAGAAGCAGCCUGGGUUGUCUAUACGGAAUGCCAAGUGAUCUUGUUUGGUGUCAAAACCAUGCUGCAGAAUUGCGAGCAUCGUGAAAUACUGCUGAAUCCAGAGAACAACUACGUUAUCAAGCCUAGUGACCUCUGUGUUUACAUGUGUGAGAGCCCCAGAGAAGUAGAAGAUGUAAACAGUCUGAAAUACGACUACGUCAGAGCUAAAGUUGACAAUAUGAAAGCACGAAGACAAGCCGAAGCUGACAUCAAGGCAUCCAAAGCUUCAGAUCCACCAUGCCCAUCCACCUCCAGAUCGUCCUCGCUUCGUAAUGAACUGCUCCACUCACUACGAAACAGCGCCAAAUUACAACAUCGCAUUGAGCAUGACACAGUGACAUCUGCUCCUGCUUCACCCAACUGUCCAGUGCAAAAUACAUGUGCCAAUAACAGCAAUCAAGUAGCUCAUCUCGAAUUACCACAACCAGCGCUUGCUAGCAAUGAUAUGAUGCUAUAUCCGCCGCCCUCCAGACCUCAAUCUCCACCUAAUCUUCGCCACUCUACUUCCAACGAAUCCAAUCGAUCUCGCUCUUCCUCUGUCCAUCAACCACCACGCCAACAAGCAUUUGUAUUAUCCAAACUGCCCACGCCUCGAUUGGCCUUAUUGACUGGAAGUCGAAAACUGAUCAGUCGAUUAGGUCAAUUGCCAACGAUAACCAACUCAGAGGUGGAGAUGGAAACAUCGCCCGUGUGCUACCUGCUCACCAAAUCUGCUACUUUGCCUGAGUUAACUAUUGAUUCAGCCGAAAAUAUGAAUGGCCAUAUACUGGUUUGUAUGCAUCAUAAAGUGUCUAAUAUCUUCAAGUUUAUCUACAAUCUUCGAUCACCUCAAUUAAAGCCAAAUGAACUUCAGGAUAUCGUCUUUUUGUGCACUUCAUUGCCAAGUCCCAAAACAUUUGAUUUAGUAUCUCGGUUUCCUAAAGUUUAUUUUAUGAUUGGCGACUGUCAACACCCAGAAGACCUCAUCAAAGCAGGCGUCAAGAAGGCAAAGCAAGUGGUAGUCAUGAGUGAACGAGAAUGUCUGGAUCAAUAUCAACGAAGCUCAGACAGUCCAGCAAUUAUGACAAGCCAUUUACUAGACCUUUUGCUACAAGAUAAACCUCACGAUUCCUCUCGCAUUGUAAAUCUAGUUGAGAAAUCCAAUAUUCGAUUCAUGCAUCUGCUUCAAGGCAAGGACGUUGCUGAGGAGGUCGAUGUAUUCUACACGCCUGCUUAUGCUGCUGGUAACGUAGUCGUGGAUAGCUUGCUGAGCAACGUGUUGCUGAGCCAGACCUAUUACAAGCCAGACAUCGUGUCUGUCAUCAAAGCACUCUGUGGCAUGCCUGGUCCCUUGUACGAUAAAGACACUGCUCACAUUCUGAAAUGCGGUACCAAAAUCCGCUCUCAACUGUACCAAAACUCUCGCCAUUUGACAUUAGCCGUGAUGCCGCCGUGUUUCAUUGACAAGAGUUUUGCAUUUUUGUUUGAAAAUCUCGUCAUGGAUCAUGAGGUGCUUCCAUUAGGCAUUUUGCGUGCUCCAGACGAAAAUAUGGGCAAUGAACUGUCGUUUGUAUACACAAACCCUGUUUCGUCUUUAAUCAUGAAAAGAUCUGAUAAGAUUUACUUGUUGGCUUCUCCUGGUUGGAGCUACUUUUCUCAAUAG
Mucor velutinosus is the source of this 3612-nucleotide messenger RNA. RefSeq lists its product as uncharacterized. Lineage: Eukaryota; Fungi; Mucoromycota; Mucoromycetes; Mucorales; Mucoraceae. Gene Ontology annotation, biological process: potassium ion transmembrane transport. The transcript is spliced from 15 exons. The record is from RefSeq and is a predicted model, not a curated record. Gene Ontology annotation, cellular component: plasma membrane. Bases 1 to 3612 code for a protein of 1203 amino acids. Gene Ontology annotation, molecular function: outward rectifier potassium channel activity; intracellular sodium-activated potassium channel activity.